CCAAGGUUAUAACCUGGGCUGUAAACCUCGGGACAGUUUAGAAGCAAGAGGGAAGGAAAUUGAGAUGAUAGACAUUGUCCCACUAGAGACUGCCUACCAGAACAGAGUUAAUGAUGUCAGAGAAGCACAGAAUUCAAAGCCAGACAUUUCUGUCAGUAAGAUGGGGUCUCCAAAGACUGAUGAUGACUGCACUUCUCAGAUAUCUACAACCACAGAAGGUUCAGAAGAUUUUGACACCACUAAGGGGAACCUAAGUCUUCUGGAACAGGCUAUUGCUCUGCAGGCAGAGCAGGGAUACAUCAUAAAGGGAACACACAAGGAAAAUGAAAGGAUCUUACUAGAAAAGCUAACUGCAGAAAAGCAGCAUUGCAAAAUCAUUGACAUUGGCAUCAGAAAGAAUUACUCCAGCAGAGAUUCUAUUAGAUCUGACAGAAAAGAAUCGAAGUGUCCAACUCCAGGCUGUGAUGGCAGUGGUCAUAUUACUGGGUUAUAUCCUCACCACCGGAGUUUUUCAGGCUGUCCUCACAAAAUGAGAGUGCCACCAGACAUCCUUGCUAUGCAUGAGAAUGUGCUCAGGUGUCCAACCCCAGGCUGCACAGGAAGAGGGCAUGUGAAUAGCAACCGCAAUUCACACCGAAGUCUCUCCGGUUGCCCAAUUGCUGCAGCAGAGAAACUGGCUAAAUCCCAGGACAAGCAGAAUGAGCUCACAAGGGUUGGACAAAGCUCAGACCAGAUGUUCAGGCCAAUGUGUCUGGUGAAACAAAUGGAGAUUGCUCAGUUCAAUUAUGGAUCCACACAGUCAGUCAGCACAUCCCAUACCACCAUAUCAAAAGAGCUGGACAAAUGUACUAAAGCGCCCUUUGAUUAUGCCAGCUUUGAUGCACAAGUAUUUGGAAAGCACACAGUAACAUCAAAAGUUCAAGAACGGGAAGCUGUUCAAUUUUGCGAAUCCAAACACUUUCCAAGUCCGGUGACUUCCUCCAGCCGACUGUCUAGUGCCUCUGUACAAAGCCCAUGCCAUUCCAGUAUCUACAAUUACAGUCAUGACACUGAAGCCACUCACAUAGCAGCUGCAGCUAUCCUCAACCUAUCCACACGUUGUAGAGAGAUGCCAGAGAACCUCUCCACAAAGGCACAAGAUUUGUCAACUAAGAAAGAAGAUAUUGGCUCAGAGGAAGGUAUGGAAGAGAGGAGAUACCCUGGUGAGGUUACUAUUCCAAGUUCUCAGUCCAAAAUUCUGAGCAAAGACUCUAAGAAAGAGCUCAUAACUUGUCCAACUCCAGGAUGUGAUGGUAGUGGCCAUGUAACUGGAAAUUACGCAUCACACCGCAGUGUGUCCGGUUGUCCUUUGGCUGACAAGAGCCUUAAGAGUCUUAUGGCAGCCAGCUCCCAAGAACUGAAGUGUCCAACACCUGGUUGUGAUGGCUCUGGUCAUGUGACUGGAAAUUAUGCUUCACACAGAAGCCUCUCUGGAUGCCCCCGUGCAAAAAAAGGUGGAAUUAAACUAACAUCCAGCAAGGAUGAUAAAGAAGACUCAGAAUUAGUCAGGUGCCCAGUGAUAGGUUGUGAUGGGCAGGGUCACAUAUCUGGCAAGUACUCAUCACAUCGCAGUGCAUCAGGUUGCCCUUUAGCUGCAAAGAGACAAAAGGAGGCUUCUCUGAAUGGAUCCCAAUUCCCAUGGAAAUCUGGCAAAGCUGAAGGUACAACCUGCCCUACACCAGGCUGUGAUGGAUCUGGUCACAUUAAUGGCAGUUUUGUCACUCACAGAAGUUUGUCAGGUUGUCCCCGAGCUUCCCUAGCACUGAAGAAAGGCAAACUGUCAGGGGAUGAAUUGAUGACCAUCAAGCUCAGGGCAAGUAGCGGAGCUGAAAACAAUGAGGAGAUCAAUCAUUUGGAUGACGAGAUUAAGGAGCUGAAUGAAUCAAACUUAAAAAUGGAAGCAGAUAUGAUAAAACUUCAGACCCAGAUUACUUCCAUGGAGAGCAAUUUGAAAACAAUUGAGGAGGAGAAUAAACUAAUUGAGCAGCACAAUGAGAGUUUGUUAAAGGAAUUAGCUGGUCUGAGUCAGGCCCUUAUUAACAGCCUCGCUGACAUCCAACUCCCACAAAUGGAGCCAAUCAGCGAACAGAAUUUUGAUUUGUAUGUGAACACUUUGACUGACAUGUACAGCAGUUUGGAGAGGAAUUACACUCCUGAAAGCAAGGCCCUUCUGGAAAGCAUAAAACAAGCAGUAAAGGGUAUCCAGGUGUGA
This is a messenger RNA of Carcharodon carcharias (great white shark), 2251 nucleotides long. RefSeq names its product ST18 C2H2C-type zinc finger transcription factor (gene st18). Gene Ontology annotation, cellular component: nucleus. NCBI's taxonomy places the organism in Eukaryota, Metazoa, Chordata, Chondrichthyes, Lamniformes, Lamnidae. Gene Ontology annotation, biological process: regulation of transcription by RNA polymerase II. The record is from RefSeq and is a predicted model, not a curated record. The transcript is spliced from 16 exons. The coding region runs from base 65 to 2251 and encodes 728 amino acids. Gene Ontology annotation, molecular function: RNA polymerase II cis-regulatory region sequence-specific DNA binding; DNA-binding transcription factor activity, RNA polymerase II-specific; zinc ion binding.